AUGGCAACAUCACAAACCGAUACUGGUGAACUCUUUUUAAGUCGUCUCUCAAAAACAUUUAUAUGUCGUCCAGGUGACAAUGUGCUUCUUGAAUGUUAUGUUCGUCGUGAACGUGUUAAAUCCAUUGCAUGGUAUGCAAAUGGUGAAUUAAUUGAAGCAAGAGGUUUUCGUAUGUGGCAUCGAUAUCAACCAAGAACAGGUCAAUGCACACUUUAUAUACGUUCUGUACUCUAUUCGGAUGAUGGCACAUAUUGUUGUGAAGCAACAAGUAUAGAUGAUGUUGUUGAAAUAUUAGAAAUUAAAUUAAAAAUUGAACAUCAGGAUAAAUCUUGGACUAAAAUUCCUGUACUUCAAAGAGCUGGACAUGUAGUAUCAGAAAAUGAAGAUAAAUCGAGUACAAUAUUCUUAAUCUCAAAUAAUCAAAGCUCUUUUGUUGUUGAAAAUAUGUUUCCACUACAUUGGUAUGAAUUACGUAUUGAUCGACCAUUACUUGAUCCAACAAUAUCACUUGAAAAUACUUCAUUACAACUAUCAUGUCGUAUAGCUGGCCUUCAUAUUGAUAAGUUUGAAUGGUAUAGAAAUGGAGAAUUGAUUGCUAUUUGUACUGAAACUCCACCAUCAUCACUUUUAACAACAACAACAACAACAACAACAACAACAACAACAACAAUUACCGGUGAAAUUGAUCGUGGUGUAUUCCAUGCAUCUUAUGAUACAUUACCAGCACACUUUAUUGCUUUAUUAACUAUUGAUAGUACAACAAAAGAACGUCAUGAAGGUAGAUAUGAAUGUCAUGCGUUGAAUGCACAUUAUCAUGUUUCAUCGUCGUGUGAAGUUAUUAUUAAACAAAUUGAACAAGAACAAUUACCAACUGAUGAAACGGUAUCUUCUCGUCUAAUAACGGAAACUAAAAAACGUACAGAUGAUGACCGACAGGAACAAACACUUCCAAUAGAACCCAAACGUCUUCGUAUUGAUGAAAUAACAAGUGAUCGUCAAAAUCAAUAUUAUCAACCAUUAACAAUAAGUCCUGUUGAAUCACCAUUUCGAACUAUUGGUGAUCAAUUGGUACCUUCAACUGAAAGUAAAAAAGAAAUAGCAAAAACUGUCAAAUGGAAAGAGCAAAUAGAAACUUUUCAAAAAAGUGAUUCACCAUAUGAAGUUGACACAUUACUUCCACCAAUACCAGAAACAGUUCCAUCAUCAUCAUCAGAUGAAAGUAGUAGUGCAUCGGCUGGUGAUCUUGAACAAGUUCUUCGUUCACAUUCAUUACUUUCAACACAUCCAAUAGAGAAAAAUGUUGAUACAAGUAGUAGUUCUGAUACAGGCACUGAAUCAUUAGGAAUGUGCCCCGUAUUUUUUCAAUUACUUCCAUCAAAAAUUGAAUGUGAAGAAGGUGAACGUUUAUUACUUUCAUGCCAAGUUAUGGCUGGUAUACAAUGUCAAAUAAAAUGGUUAAUUAAUGAAAUGAUUAUUGCUGAAAAUAAAUCUCGUACUCGUCGUCAUUAUAAUCCUGAUACUGGUAUUUGUUUUAUGAUUAUUGAUCCAACAAUAAUUACUGAUACAGGAAUUUAUCGUUUAAUUAUUUCAAAUCGACAUGGUCAAGCACAAUCAACAUGUCAAGUACAAAUUUUAAAUCGUCAAUUACCACCUAUGCCUGAAGAUGAUUUGUCAACUCGUUUAUAUUUUAUUAAACCAUUAUCAUCAACACCAAUACUAUGUCGUGAUGGUGAUACUAUACAAUUAUCAUGUGUUGUGCAUGGACGACGACCAAUAAAUAUUCGUUGGUUUAAAGAUGAACAACAAGUAUUAAUUAAUGAUAAACAACAACAUACACGUCAGAUUUAUUUCGAUUCUGUAACUGGUAAAUGUACACUUACUAUUCAUGAUAUUUAUCCAAAUGAUACCGGAGUAUAUCGAUGCGAAGCAACUAAUGAACAAGGAAAAGCCAGUACAACAACUACGGUUGAUGUAACACAUUAUCACUAUGAAGUAGAUAGUGAAAUGUCUUCAGCAUCAUUUGCAUCAAGUCCACCAAGUGAUCAUGAAGAUUUAACAGGAUCACAAUCAUAUCGAUCUGUAGACGAAAAAGCUUUAUAUGAAGAAUCACGUCGUCUUGUUGAAGAAUUAGAUGCUCGUAUUGCUGAUUUAUCUAGUGGAACUACAACGACUAUUGAAGGAAUUCAACAACAACUACAUGGUAAAAUAUUUUUUUUUUUUAUUUCAUAA
Molecule: messenger RNA, 2229 nt
Organism: Rotaria sp. Silwood1
Lineage: Eukaryota; Metazoa; Rotifera; Eurotatoria; Philodinida; Philodinidae
Source: the annotation of a GenBank genome assembly